Toxorhynchites rutilus septentrionalis is the source of this 915-nucleotide messenger RNA. RefSeq names its product ER membrane protein complex subunit 7 homolog (gene EMC7). The record is from RefSeq and is a predicted model, not a curated record. Lineage: Eukaryota; Metazoa; Arthropoda; Insecta; Diptera; Culicidae. Gene Ontology annotation, cellular component: EMC complex. Bases 96 to 806 code for a protein of 236 amino acids. The transcript has 2 exons. Gene Ontology annotation, molecular function: carbohydrate binding.
UCAAGCUCAGAACUUUUCAUCUGUCAGCUCUUACUCAUCUAAUCAGUUCGGCUGUAUUAUUGUGCCCAUUGUGAAAAUUGUAGAGAAAAAGCGAAAUGCAGCGAAAAUUAUCGCUUUUUCCACUUCUAGUGGCUCUUUCCUUGCUUGGUGCCACAUGUGCGGAUACUGCUGUGGAUGAAUUCGACGAAUCUGGUCGUUACACGAUAGAGGGCAAGGUAUACCCCCCGGAGCUGUUCGGUGGUUCCGAUUUAACCUGGCAAAUUGACACCCAAAUUUCCAUUAAUGGGGGCGAGUACAAGGGAUUCCUCAAAGAGGACGGUACAUUCAUCAUCAGCGCGGUACCCUCCGGAAGCUAUGUGGUCGAAAUUAUCAACCCCGACUACUACUAUGAAUCGGUCCGGGUGGAAAUCAAUCCGAAGGGUAAGUUCCGGGCCCGCAAGUUGAACUACGUACAACCCUCCCAGGUGAUCCAGGUGCCCUACCCGCUGAAACUGAAAGCGCUGACCCGCUUCCGGUAUUUCCAACAGCGUGAACAGUGGAAGAUCACCGAUUUCCUGUUCAACCCAAUGGUACUGAUGAUGAUUUUGCCCCUGUUCAUAAUGCUUGUCCUGCCCAAGAUGAUGAGCGACCCAGAGACAAAGAAGGAGAUGGAGAAUCUGAAUCUUUCGAAGAUGACCAAUGAUAUGCCGGAAAUAAGCGAAAUGAUCACAUCAUUUUUCACCGGCGGGACUCCUGCCAGUAACUCCAAAGAUAAGGAAAAGUCGAAGUCUAGUAGUGCCAACAAGCAGAACAAAAAGAAGAAUUAAGAGGGCGUUUAGUGUUUACAGGUAGGUUUGGAAUUAGUUUUAGAUUUCCAGAUUGUGACCUAAGAUUAUCUGUUCUGGAGUACGAAUAAAUUAAAUAAAUUUUAGUAAA